AUGGAGAACGGGGACAGCCGCGGCGGCCGCUCCUCCGGCAGCAGCGGCAGCAGCAACAGCAACAGCAACAACACGGGCAGUCAAGCUCCAUUGACGUCUAAAGGUGCCUUUGAUUCGCAUCUGUACGGAGAGACCCCGGUUCAUCAGUAUCUUUCUGAAAUUCCAGCAGAAGAUGAACAGCCUACACCACUGGGCGCCGCCUUUGGGGAGGACCCGCAUCAGGCUCGGGGCGGCGGAGUAGACUCAGUGAGUCGGCUUGUAGAAAGUGAACGGAGAGCCAUGCUGGCAUCGUCAGGGGGUGAUGCAGGCGAUGCAGCUGCUCUGCUGGAGAGGAGAGCAAUUGCAGCUAGAGAGGAUAUGUACAGGAGGCAACGCUUCCAACGCGCGCUCUCCCCAGAGAGGCAAGACCCAUUUGCUGCUGACGGGGGACGCCGAGCUGAUGUUAGCGCCAGAAGCUACGCAGAUGUCAUGGUGGAGCAGCAGCUGGAUAGAGAGAAACAAGCAGCAGUCAAACAAAUCCGGAAGCUGCAAGAGGACGCGGCGAUCGCGCAGCAGCUGCUGCAGCAGAGGCAGCAAGAGGAAGCAGCAGGUGGUGCUGCUGCGGGAAAAAGAGGCAGGUGGGACGGAGAUCGCCAGCUGACAGAGGCGGAACGCAUGUCGCUGCAGCAGCAGCAGCAGCAGCAAGGUGCAGAGGGCGCAGCAGCAGCAGCAGCAAGCCUUGCUAGCCGCUGGGACACGCCCCUUCAAGCAGGUGGGCAGGCGCCUGGCUGGGGAGACACUCCAGUUGCUGUAGCAGGAGAAGCAGCAGCAGAAACAGCAGAACAAAAGCCAAAGAAGAGGAGCAGAUGGGAUGCAACUCCGGCACAAGGAGGCACUGGCCAGGAGACGCCAACUCCUGGGCAAUGGGGAGCGACGCCAUUGGUGGCGGGAGUAGGGGGUCAGACGCCUUUAGCUAUGAAGAAGAAAAGCCGUUGGGAUGCAACUCCAGUGCCUGGGGGUGAGGAGGGAUCGGGUGUGGGGUCUGCGAUGGCAACUCCACUCACGGGAGCACGACUUGCAGACGGAUCGGAUGCGGGCCUGGCGACUCCGGGGCUUUCGCAGACACCUGGAGCGACACCAAUGACCUCAGGAUUAACACCAGGAGCAACUCCGCUCGCCAUGACAGGUCUGGGGGCCACUCCUAUGACGCCUGGGACCCCGUUGCAGACACCGGAGCAGCUGCUUGCUUUGCGUCUGCAGCAGGAGUUUGAUGAAAGAAAUCGAUAUCUAACAGAUGAAGAGCUGGACAGAAUUAUGCCAACAGAGGGUUAUGAGGUGGUGCAGCCGCCGAGUGACUACAACCCGCCUCCAACCUCGGCAGCAGUUGCAGCAGCGCGAGCUCGCCAGCAAGCCUUGGCAGCCUCGGGGAUGGGGCCUGCAACCCCAGGUGUAUCUUCAGCAGCUACGCCCCUAGGCGUUACGCCCAUGUACGUCAUGCCUGAGGAGGGCGGCAUUUCUGUUAAAGCUGUCGACCCUACAGGCUCACUGUUGGACCCGCAAGGGCUAGGAGAGGCUUCAGGAGGCGUCCAAAUGAAGGCUGAAGACUUCCACUUCUUCUCGAAACUCUUUGAGGAAAAAUCAGAAGAUCAAAUGACUCAAGAGGAGGUGAAGGAGAAGAAGAUUCAACUUUUGCUUCUGAAGAUCAAGAAUGGCACGCCGCCUCUCCGUCGUUCUGCCCUGCGUAUUUUGACGGACAAGGCAAAGGAGUUUGGCGCCGCUGCGUUAUUUAACCAAAUAUUGCCAUUAAUGAUGCAGACGACUCUGGAGGAUCAGGAACGCCACUUACUGGUGAAAGUCAUAGAUCGCGUGUUGUACAAAUUGGACGACUUAGUGCGGCCCUACGCCCACAAGAUCUUGGUGGUUAUUGAACCUCUUUUGAUUGAUGAAGAUUACUACGCGCGUAUUGAGGGCAGAGAAAUUAUCAGCAACCUCGCAAAGGCUGCAGGGCUCGCGACUAUGAUCGCCACUAUGCGCCCGGAUAUUGACCACCCUGACGAAUACGUGCGAAAUACAACAGCCAGGGCGUUUGCUGUUGUGGCGUCUGCUUUGGGGGUUCCGUCUUUGUUGCUUUUCUUGAAGGCGGUUUGUCAGAGCAAGAAGUCGUGGCAGGCUCGGCAUACGGGUAUAAAGAUAAUUCAGCAGAUAGCCAUUCUUCUGGGUUGCGGGGUGUUGCCUCACUUGCGUCAGUUUGUUGAGAUUAUUCAACAUGGCCUGGACGACCCGGUGCUGAAGAUCAAAACGGUGACUGCUUUGGCGUUGGCUGCGCUGGCUGAGGCUGCAGCCCCGUACGGUAUUGAGGCAUUCGAUUGCGUGCUGCGUCCUCUGUGGAAGGGGAUAGGUGAAAUAAAGGGUAAAAGUUUGGCUGCGUACUUAAAAGCCAUUGGGUCUAUUAUACCCCUUAUGGACGCCUACCACGCCAGCUACUACACGCGGGAAGUUAUGGUGAUGCUGGUGCGGGAGUUUGAAACAAACGAUGAAGAAAUGAAAAAAAUUGUCUUAAGAGUGGUCAAGCAAUGUGUAGCGACAGAGGGUGUAGAAGGAGAGUAUAUCCGCACCGAUAUCAUACCCCCUUUCUUCUCGAAGAUGUGGCUCGUUAGAAACGCAUUAGAUCGGCGCACUGCCAAACUGCUGACAGAAACUGCCACCGAAUUGGCUUCGAAGGCUGGUGGGGCUCACGUGAUUAAGUUUAUUGUUGACGACUUGAAAGACCCAAGUGAACCGUUCAGAAAGGCAACGCUUGAAACUAUUGAACAAAUAAUUGUGAACGGGGGCGUUGCAGACAUCGAUGGCAGGCUGGAGGAGCAGUUGAUUGAUGGCCUGCUCUACGCGUUUCAAGAACAAACCACAGAAGAUACCGCAGUGCUUCUGAACGGGUUUUCAACAAUCGUGAAUGCCCUAGGCACCCGCGUGAAGCCCUACUUGCCUCAGAUUUGUGGUGUCAUUCGUUGGAGGCUGAACACCCCGUCAGCCAAACUACGACAACAGGCAGCAGACCUCGUUUCGCGUAUUGCCACGGUAAUGUUCAAAAGUGGGGAGGAGCAGAUGUUGGGGCACUUGGGUCUGUUUUUGUACGAGUACCUCGGAGAGGAGUACCCAGACGUCUUGGGAAGCAUUCUGUGCGCACUCAAGGCUAUAGUAAACGUAAUUGGCAUGAACAAAAUGACACCUCCUAUCAAGGACUUGCUGCCGCGUCUGACGCCUAUUCUCAAGAACAGACACGAAAAAGUGCAGGAAAAUCUCAUCGACCUUAUUGGACGUAUCGCAGAUCGUGGGGGCGACUUGGUGUCGCCGAAAGAGUGGGAUAGGAUUUGUUUUGAUCUUUUAGACUUACUGAGGGCGCAGAAAAAGAGUAUUCGAAGAGCCACUGUGAACACCUUCGGGUACAUCGCCAGAACCAUCGGGCCGCAGGAUGUGUUGGCUACUCUCCUUAACAAUUUGAAAAUGCAAGAACGCCAGCUGCGUCUGUGCACGACUAUCGCUAUUGCCAUUGUGGCGGAAACCUGUCUACCGUAUUCCGUGCUGCCUGCACUUAUCAACGAAUACCGCGUGCCCGAACUCAACAUUCAAAACGGUGUGCUCAAAACUCUCAGCUUUAUGUUUGAAUACAUCGGCGAAAUGGCUAAGGACUACAUCUACACGGUCACACCGCUGCUAGAAGAUGCUCUUAUGGACAGAGAUCUCGUCCACAGACAAACAGCAGCGUGGGCGUGCAAGCACCUUGCUUUGGGAGUGCACGGACUGAGCUGCGAAGAUGCGCUGACACACUUAUUUAACUACGUGUGGCCAAACAUAUUCGAAGUGUCGGCGCAUAUGGUUCAAGCAUUUUUUGAUGCUGUCGACGGCAUGCGCGUUGCCAUCGGACCGGGUGUUGUAUUUCGAUACGUCAUUCUCGGCCUGUUCCACCCCGCACGCAAGGUGCGCGAGGUGUAUUGGAGAGUGUACAACACUGUCUACAUCGGUCAUCAGGACGCAAUGGUGGCGUUUUACCCCAAGCUACCGGACGACGGAAAGCACUCCUUUGCGCGGCAUGAACUAGAGUUGUUUAUAUGA
Eimeria acervulina is the source of this 4089-nucleotide messenger RNA. RefSeq names its product splicing factor 3B subunit 1, putative. Gene Ontology annotation, molecular function: mRNA binding. The record is from RefSeq and is a predicted model, not a curated record. Bases 1 to 4089 code for a protein of 1362 amino acids. The transcript is spliced from 9 exons. Gene Ontology annotation, biological process: spliceosomal complex assembly. Gene Ontology annotation, cellular component: U2 snRNP; catalytic step 2 spliceosome; U2-type prespliceosome. NCBI's taxonomy places the organism in Eukaryota, Apicomplexa, Conoidasida, Eucoccidiorida, Eimeriidae.